Abrus precatorius (Indian licorice) is the source of this 2502-nucleotide messenger RNA. RefSeq names its product pentatricopeptide repeat-containing protein At3g61520, mitochondrial-like. The record is from RefSeq and is a predicted model, not a curated record. Lineage: Eukaryota; Viridiplantae; Streptophyta; Magnoliopsida; Fabales; Fabaceae. Bases 125 to 2344 code for a protein of 739 amino acids. The transcript has a single exon. Gene Ontology annotation, molecular function: protein binding.
CUUCCGAUCGAAGCAUUAAAGUUAGCCAGUAGCCGUCUAACUCUGCACUUCAACAUGCUAUUCUGAUUCUGCAUGCCAAUGCCAAUAGAGAGAAGACUCAACUCUUAGAAAUCUGAAUACAACAAUGCCCGCGCUAUCAAAACUCUUCCGCGGCACCUCACACUCACAGCACGACGCUGUGUCAAUCGUGACCCAAGCCGUGAAACUUCUCCAACCUCCAACGGAGCAAUGGAACAACGAUCAGCUUCAUCCCCUUCUCUUCAACAACCCUCUCCUCUCCUCUCACCACUUCCAGCAAAUCACUCUUAGCUUAGCCACCAUUCCCAAAGCCCUCGACUUUCUCAACUACCUCAUACCCCAUAACCACCAUUCUCUCUCUUCCGUCUUCGAGGGCUCUCUCCAACUCGCUUUACGACACCCCAAUUCCCAAACCCACCUUCUCAGCCUCCACCGUUACCGAAAAUCACACCACCCCACUAUUCCUCUCACUCCCACAUCUGCUUCACUUCUUUUACAAUGCUUCGAAAAUGCCCGAAUGGUGGAAGACUCUCUUAUUCUCUUCAAAGAGCUCCACCCGUCUUCCAAAAGCACCAAACUUUGUAAUGGGUUCUUGAGGAUUUUACUGAAAUCGGGUCGUGCCGUUGACGCACUCAACAUGCUCGACGAAAUGCUUCAACCGGGUUCCGCGUUUUCUCCCAAUGAUUUCACGGGUGAAGUUGUUUUUUCUGAGUUGGUGACGAGGGAUUGCCACGGAAGAAGCGUUGCGGAUGAGGAGAUUGUGGGGUUGGUUACCAAGUUGGGUGAACAUGGAGUUUUUCCGGGAACGGUUAAGCUUACUCAGUUGGUGACUAAGCUGUGUGGGAAACGGAAGAGAGGUUUAGCGUGGGAUGUUUUGCAUUGUGUGAUGACAUUGGGUGGUGCAGUUGACGCUUCGCCUUGCAACGCUAUGUUAACGGGGCUAGGAAGGGAAAGGGACACUAAGAGGAUGAACAAGUUGUUGGUGGAGAUGGAAGAAAGGAAGAUACAACCCAGUGUGGUAACUUUUGGGAUUAUUGUUAAUCAUUUGUGCAAGGCUGGGAAAGUUGACGAAGCAUUAAAGGUGUUUGGUAAAUUGAGAGGAGGAAAAGGAGGAAAUAAUUGCGUCGGUGUUGAACCUGAUGUGGUGCUGUUUAAUACUUUGAUUGAUGGACUUUGUAAAGUUGGGAGGGAAGAAGAUGGUUUGAGUUUGCUAGAAGAGAUGAAAACAAAGAAUAAAAUCAGGCCAAAUGCGAUUACGUAUAAUUGCUUGAUUGAUGGGUUUGGUAAAGCUGGGAACAUUGAUAUAGCACAAGAACUAUUUCGUGAGAUGAAUGAGGAAGGAGUGCAACCAACUGUGGUCACUCUCAAUACAUUGGUUGAUGGUAUGUGCAGAAAUGGGAGGAUCCAUAGUGCAGUUGAGUUUUUCAACGAGAUGCAAGGGAAGGGAUUAAAAGGAAAUGUCAAUACGUAUACUGCGCUAAUAUCUGCCUUCUGUGGUGGGAACAAUAUUGAUAAAGCUAUGCAAUAUUUUGAAGAGAUGCUGAGUUCAGGAUGCACUCCUGAUGCAGUUGUUUACUAUAGUUUGAUAUCAGGUUUAAGCAUUGCUGGAAGGAUGGACGAUGCUAGCGUUGUCGUGUCGAAGUUGAAACAGGCUGGGUUUGGUCUUGAUAUAACAUGCUGCAAUGUUCUCAUCAGUGGAUUCUGUAAGAAGAAGAAGCUGGAAAGAGUUUAUGAAAUGCUUAACGAAAUGGAAGAAACUGGAGUUAAGCCUAAUACUUUCACCUAUAACACUUUGGUUGCCUACCUUGGCAAAAGUGGAGAUUUUGCAACUGCCAGUAAGAUGUUGAAAAAGAUGAUGGAAGAGGGUCUUAAGCCUUCUGUUGUCACAUAUGGGGCACUGAUACAUGCGUAUUGUUUAAACAAGAAUGUUGAUGAAGGCAUGAAGUUUUUUGAGGAAAUGUGUACUACAUCCAAUGUCCCUCCCAACACUGUGAUAUACAACAUUUUAAUAGAUGCUUUGUGCAAGAAUGAUGAUGUAGAAAGGGCUAUUUCUUUGAUGGAGAAGAUGAAGAUUAAGGGGGUUCGGCCUGCUACAACAACAUAUAAUGCCAUUCUCAAAGGGAUACGCGAUAAGAAAAUGUUACACAAAGCAUUUGAACUUAUGGACAGAAUGAUUGAAGAUGAUUGCAAACCUGACUAUAUAACCAUGGAGGUUCUUACUGAAUGGCUUUCUGCGAUUGGUGAAAUAGAAAAACUGAAACGUUUUGUCGAAGGGUUUCAAGUUUUCUCUGAUCCAGCACCAUCUCAAAGUUCACUUUGUUUAUAGUAUGCUUGAGCUAAACUCAAGAUUGGUAUUUCUUCUAAGCCCAUUUUUAGAACACCAAAGCUGAAAUAAAGCUUGAAGUGGUGUACAUGCGUUUUUUUGCCAAGGUUUAAUUACUUUGUAAGUUCUUGUAGAUGUAUUAGAUUUUCAAAUAAUCUUUA